Aphanomyces invadans is the source of this 1212-nucleotide messenger RNA. RefSeq lists its product as hypothetical. NCBI's taxonomy places the organism in Eukaryota, Oomycota, Saprolegniomycetes, Saprolegniales, Verrucalvaceae. Bases 1 to 1212 code for a protein of 403 amino acids. The transcript has 4 exons. The record is from RefSeq and is a predicted model, not a curated record. Gene Ontology annotation, molecular function: metal ion binding; lipid binding.
AUGGCAUCACCAUCGGCACCGUGCCUGGUGCCGCACCCGCCUCGGCGGUCGUCACUUCUACAGCGCAAUUCAUCCUCGCUCCGCCUGCCCUGCAAUGACCCGAGGGCCGCGUUGCCGCUACCAGCGCUUACCAUGGACACACCGUCGCUGUCGAAGUCCGACAUCGAGUCCCUGCUGGAACAAUCGGGGGCAAACUUCACGGCACUACAAACUCGUUGCUUGGGCCGCGACGACCGAUGGUCGCUGCUAGCCCAUUCUCGCAAAGUCCAUGUAACUUCUUGUGAAUCCACAGAGCUGGCAGGGGUGUCAGUCUUGUCCAGCGCCAAAAUCUACGCCACGUUGGAUGAAGUGGUUGCCCUCCAAGACAACGCGACCUUGUCCAUUCAACACUUUUCAGAGACUAUCGAAGAGUCCAAGGUGCUAUAUGUACUCAAGGAAAACGCGGAAGACUGCGUUGUCGUGAGGUGGCAGGAUCUAACCUUCGGCAUUCCAAUUCAAAAUCGCGACGUUGUCGUUCUGGAGACACAGCGCGAGUUCUAUUGCCCGGAUGGACGAAAGGCAUUUGGCUUUGCUCAGCACUCGAUAGCGCUGCCGUGCUGUCAUGAUUUGUACGAAACGUACCAGUUGGUGCGGGCCUCCAUGCACCGCUCCGGGAUGCUCUUUUUCGAAUCGGACGUGGACGGUCAGUUAGAUGUGUAUUUCCACACCGAGAUGGACUUAAAAGGAUCGAUUCCGCUGUGGCUGUCCACACACCUCCUUCGCCAACGAGCAUGUCGGGAGCUCGAGACCCUCAGCACGACGCUGCAUGAGAGGAGGCUCACCAAACGCAUUCAGUACCAAUACGUGAUCACGGUGCCUAAGGCCGAUCGCACGCACUGCUGCUACUGUCUGUAUCCGUUCUGUUCGUGGCGACGAAAAUGCAAUUGUAAAGUGUGCGGCGAGGUCUUUUGCUGGAAAUGCACGCAGUUCUGGCGCCUCGAGUCGCAAGAACGACGCGUGUGUGUUGGGUGUGCGAGCGACUUCACAAGCGACCCAACCGUCCAACGCCGCCCCUACUAUUUGGACUCGACGAUUCAAAGUACCAUCCGUGCUUGGACGGUUGACGACCUCAGCUUUCGUUCGUCUAGGAGUCUUCCCCAUCCUGCGACAUCGCGCAUCGACGUCGGCGACCAAAACGUGCAAGAUGAGGUCCAUGCCUGCCUCAUACGAUGA